Coccinella septempunctata (seven-spotted ladybird) is the source of this 1197-nucleotide messenger RNA. RefSeq names its product putative nuclease HARBI1. Bases 257 to 1156 code for a protein of 299 amino acids. The record is from RefSeq and is a predicted model, not a curated record. The transcript is spliced from 2 exons. NCBI's taxonomy places the organism in Eukaryota, Metazoa, Arthropoda, Insecta, Coleoptera, Coccinellidae.
CAGUGGUUAAAUCAAAAAUUCGGUUUCACAAAGUGUGGUUUAUCGUUUGACCUAAAGUUAACUUGUGGUUGAGUUAACCCUGGAAAUUGCAUGAGUUAACUCAGAGUUUCCUGGACAUAGAAUUUUCGUGACGAUGAAUUUCAAUAGACAACAUAUUUUGAGUUCUGUCAGAGACAGUUCAGAAUUUCUUCGAGAUUACUAGUUGGGAAGCGUUGUAUUUGUAUUAGUUGAUUAUAAGUUAUAAUUUACGAGCAUCAUGGACGAUUAUGAUGUCAAUGCUUAUAGUAGCGAUGAGGAAGCAGCGAGACCUAGAAUAAUUAGAGCCAGGAGAAAUUAUUUUGAAGAAUAUGACGACCUGGAUUUCUUCUAUAGGUUCAGACUUCGGAAAAGGACCGUAGAAAAUAUUUUAUACCAGAUUGAUGACUUAAUUAGGCACCCUACUGAAAGGAAUGAAUGUUUAUCGCCUAGGCAGCAGUUGCUCCUAGCUCUGAAUUUUUAUGCAAGUGGAUCAUUCUUAAGAAUUGCUGGUGAUUUUGAAAGUGUGAGCAAGGCUACAGCGUCAAGAACUAUAAGAAGAGUUAGUGAAGCCAUUGCAUCAUUAAGACCUUAUUAUAUACAUAUGCCACAUAAUGAUGAAAUAGGAGUAGUAAGGCGAAAAUUUUAUGGUAUUGCUCGUUUCCCGAGGUGUAUUGGAGCGCUAGAUUGUACGCAUGUGAAAAUACAAUCUCCCGGUGGCGAUAAUGCUGAGAUAUUCAGAAAUCGAAAACAAUUUUUUUCCCUUAAUGUUCAAUCAGUGGCAGACGCAGAUCUGAAAUUUAGAGACAUAGUGGUAAGAUGGCCUGGUUCAGCCCAUGAUUCACACAUAUUCAGAAAUUCUGUUUUGUGUGAAAGGUUUGAAAGAGGUGAAUUUGGGGAUAACCUAAUUAUAGGAGACAGUGUGUAUCCUGUGAAGCCUUAUUUUAUUACUCCUUUACUAGAAGUCCAAAAUGAAGCGCAGGCCUUUUUCAAUGAAUCCCUGAUUAGAACAAGAUCUUGUAAAGAAAAUGAUGGACUGCCUCCUCCAAGAGGAGAAGAAGAGGCAAUAAAUUUUUUUCAAGAUGUUGAUGUACCUCCUCUAUGGAUCAAGAAUUAUGGUCUAAUAAUAGAACUAGACUGAAUCUCAUAAAUAGUUAUUUUGCAAAUUUGAAUUAGCGUGAU